AUGGAUCCUCCAGUCGAUAUAUCGUUCUACCUCGGGGAACAAGCCAAGGAGUCCCUUUCCAACUUAGAUGUUCCCGUCAGUAAUGGUCAGAUUGUCAGUAUCAACUUGACUGAUGAGUUGCCUGAUGACCCUAACGAGUUGAUCAGCUUCUUGGAGGGUGAAAACUGUUCCAAAAAGUACUGGAUCAGCAUUGCCACCGCAUACGUGCAGUUGAACAAGCUCGACGAGGCGCUCACCAUCAUCAACCACGCCUUGAAACUUGCCCAGUUCUCCGAGGAUGAAAAGAUCUCCUUCCACUCAUACUUGGUGUGGUUAUACCUCAAGUUCAUAUCUGUGGGAGUGGACAAAGAAAACUACUUGAUAAAGGCCAACAUGGAGAUCUCCCAGUUAUCCCAGCAAGAGGCUUCUAACAACACCUCCAACAUCUUAUCGCAAGCGGUGUUGUACCUUUUCAAGGAUAGACAGGACAAGGCGUUGGACAUCUUCGACAAGCUUCUCAGAAUCGAUCCCAACAACUGCUUUGCCUUGUUGGGUAAGGCCCAGAUCGUCCUCCACAAGACAAAGCACUACGCCAAUGCGUUGAAGUUAUACCAGCAGGUUUUGGUUUUGAAUCCCAUGAUGAAGCCGGACCCCAGAAUCGGAAUUGGGUUGUGUUUCUACGGUCUCAAAGAUUACACCAUGGCUUUGGAGGCUUGGAACAGAGCUUUGGACAUUAACCCCGACAAUUUGAAGGUCAAAAUAUUAUUGAACUUGGCCAAGUUCAGUCGUACCUUCACUAACUCUUUGAGUGACGAUGAAUUCAUUGAGAACUAUCAGAGCUGUAUUUCGCAGAUGUCGACCUACUACAAAGAAUCUGCUAAUGAUUCGGUUAUACUCUUGACCUUGGUGUCAUUUUAUUUCAGUAAGCAAAAGUACGAUGUUGUGCAAGCGUUGGUGGCCAAGAUCGUCAAGAACUUGACCGGAUAUGUUGGCGACUCAGACCCAAUCAAGUUUAACAACUUCACCAAGUUGACCAAGUUCCAAUCGGUCAUCUUGUCUCAGUGUGCUUACUGGCUCGGAAGAAUCGAGUUUACGAACUCCAACUUCACCCAAUCAUCCAAGUAUUUCCAAGAAUCGAUCAAGCUCAAUGACACAAAUUUGCCCUCGAAAUUGGGUCUUGGAUUGUCGCAGCACAAUAGAGGAUCUUUGGAAGAGUCCGUCAUGACCUACGAAUCCAUUUUGAAGAGCAAUGGGAAAUGUUUAGAAGUGAACUACUCAUUGGGAAUGUUAUACGCAAAGCAAAAAUCAAGGAGAAAGCAAGAACAAGCCAUCGAGAUUUUGGAAAGAUAUAUCAAGUUAUCGAACAAUGCAUCUACAUCUACUGCUCCACAUGAAGAUCUUGACGAUUUAUCUUCCAAAGAGCCAGUUGCUUUGAAUGCAUACUUGGUAUUGAGUAAGCUAUACGAAGGAAGGGAUAUCGGGCAGUCAUUAACUUAUUUGAAUAAGGCUAUCGAGUCUCGAAAGAAAAUCAACCAAGAUGUACCUUUGGAAGUCUACAACAACAUUGGUGUUUUCCAAUUCAUGAAACAGAACUACAGUGAGGCAGCUGAAAACUUUGAGCUAGCAUUGAAGAAAACUGAUGAUAAAAUCGAAGAUGCCGAUGGUGACCUCAAUCUUGACCUUCCCGGCGAUCUCAAGGUUACACUCACUUUCAACUUGGCAAGAACCAAGGAAAUUUCUAACCAAACGGAAGCCAUUGAAAUUUAUGAAACUUUACUCAAAGAGUGUCCUCAUUACUUCUCCGCUAAAUUGAGAAUUUUAUUCUUGGACUGUAUUACUACCCAAAAGAGAACGAAGAAGGAGAUCAAGGAAGAAAUUGAAGCCUUGCUUGCUUUGGAUUCUUCCGACCUUGAAGUGAGAACAUUCUACGGAUGGUUUAUGAAGAGCUUUGGUAAGAAGUUGGGUUUGAAACCAGAUGCCGACACCAAUCUUCAAAAGGAUACAUUGGUGGACUACGAUUCUCAUGAUUGUUAUGCAUUAAUUUCUCUUGCAAAUAUCUAUUGUAUCAUGGCCAGAGAUCUCAAAGCAGAGGACGCUAAGACUCAAGACGAAAAGAAAAGAAAAUACUACAUAAGAGCAAUUGAAUUGUUUGCUAAAGUAUUAUCGAUUGACCCCAAGGAUGUCUAUGCCGCUCAAGGUUUAGCCAUUGCCUAUAUUGAAAACAAGGAGUCAAACAAAGGAUUGGAUAUUUUGAGAAAGAUCAGAGACUCCUUGAAUGAUAUUUCAAUCUACUUGAACUUGGGUCACGUUUUGGUUGACUUGAAGCAAUACGGCAAAGCUAUCGAGAAUUACGAACUUGCCUCUUCCAGAUUCACGGACGAGAAAGACUCAAAGAUCCACUCAUAUCUCGGUAAGGCAUGGUUCUUGAGAGCUAACAACGAAAAGAACCUUAACUACUAUCUCAAGGCUAUCGAGUACACCGAAAAGGCGUUAUCGUAUGCCACUGGCUCGCAUUCAUCCCUCAAGUUUAACUUGGCUUACGUUCAAUUCCAAUUGGCAGAAUAUUUGACCAAGCUUCCUGUUGGACAGAGAGUUUUAACCGACAUAGAAAAGGGUAUCCAGCAAUUGAAGCAAGCUAUUGAAAUUUUGAAUGAAUUGUCAUCAGAUUCCGAAGUUCAUCCACCAUAUCCUAAGUCCGAAUUGAAGGCAAGAGCUACUUUGGGUAGUGCUACCCUUUUGAGCAGACUUAAUGCUGUGUUCGAGGAAACUAAGGAGCACAACAGCCAAAUUGCCGAAAAGUUGGAAGUGGCGAAGAAGAUUAGAGAAGAAGAAACAGCAGCUAAGCUCAAGAUUCAAGAAGAACAACUCCAAGCACAGAGAUUGAAGGAAGAGGAAUUGUCCAAGGAAAGAGAAAAGUUACAAGAGCAAGCCCAACAGUGGGCCGAAGAGGCAAGAAUGAAUGUUAUUGUUGACGAGAAUGAUGACGAUGACAAGUUCGACGACGAGCCAAAGGAGAAGGAGAAGAAGAAGAGAGGCAAGAAGGCUGAAAAGUCCGAGACAGCUGCUAAAGGUAAGGGCAAGAAGAGAGGAAAGAGAAAGGCCAUCAUCGACGAUAGUGAGGAGGAAGAGCUUUCGAACAACGAGUCCGAAGAAGAAUCAUCGACCAAGAGAAAAGUCGAAGAAAAUGAUGAGGACGAAGAUGACAGACCAAAAAAGAAAAAGAGUUUAUCCAAAGAGUUCAUCGAAGAUAGCGACGAUGAUUUGGAAGACGACUUAUUCAAUGAAGAAAAUGGAGAAAAGAACGGAGACGAAGAACAAAAUGGUGAAGCCAAAGAAGAAGACAGUUGA
Messenger RNA from Suhomyces tanzawaensis NRRL Y-17324, 3327 nucleotides. RefSeq lists its product as uncharacterized. Gene Ontology annotation, biological process: regulation of DNA-templated transcription. The transcript has a single exon. The coding region runs from base 1 to 3327 and encodes 1108 amino acids. NCBI's taxonomy places the organism in Eukaryota, Fungi, Ascomycota, Pichiomycetes, Serinales, Debaryomycetaceae. The record is from RefSeq and is a predicted model, not a curated record. Gene Ontology annotation, molecular function: RNA polymerase II complex binding. Gene Ontology annotation, cellular component: Cdc73/Paf1 complex.